AUGGCAUUUUAUCCCCUGCAGAUUGCUGGUCUGGUUCUUGGCUUCCUUGGCAUGGUGGGGACCCUUGCCACAACGCUCCUGCCUCAGUGGAGGGUAUCGGCUUUCAUUGGCAGCAACAUCAUUGUUUUCGAAAGGCUCUGGGAAGGCCUCUGGAUGAACUGCGUCCGGCAAGCCAAGGUCCGCUUGCAGUGCAAGUUCUAUGGCUCUUUGUUGGCUCUCCCACCUGUCUUAGAGGCGGCCAGGGCCCUCAUGUGUGUCGCCGUAGCUCUCUCCCUGAUUGCUCUGCUUCUUGGCAUUUGUGGCAUGAAGCACCUCCAGUGCACGGGCUCCAACGGGAGGGCCAAAGCGUACCUUCUGGGGACCUCUGGGGUCCUCUUCAUCCUGACCGGCAUCUUUGUUCUGAUUCCUGUGUGCUGGACGGCCAACAUCAUCAUCAGGGAUUUCUACGACCCGGCCAUCCACGUGGGGCAGAAACGGGAGCUGGGAGCGGCCCUUUUCCUCGGCUGGGCGAGCACCGCCAUGCUCUUCAUUGGAGGUGGUCUGCUCCUCGGGUUCUGCUGUUGCAACACGAAGAAGCCGAGACCCAGGUAUCCAGCCCCGGGACACUGCGUGCGGCACACAGAGAAGCGGAGGAACGUGACGGUGCUCAGUAAGACUUCCACCAGUUAUGUUUAG
This is a messenger RNA of Suricata suricatta (meerkat), 675 nucleotides long. It is a transcript of the gene CLDN17, whose product is annotated as claudin 17. Gene Ontology annotation, biological process: bicellular tight junction assembly; cell adhesion. The record is from RefSeq and is a predicted model, not a curated record. Gene Ontology annotation, molecular function: structural molecule activity. The coding region runs from base 1 to 675 and encodes 224 amino acids. The transcript has a single exon. Gene Ontology annotation, cellular component: plasma membrane; bicellular tight junction. NCBI's taxonomy places the organism in Eukaryota, Metazoa, Chordata, Mammalia, Carnivora, Herpestidae.